UGUCAGCAUCACCAGUACUCCAACAAUGGCUUUUUAAAUCGAAUCGCGCUCCCUUCACAUGCUUGCCUACUGUUGCUCUGCAACUCGUAGUUAGUACCAUGGAAAGUUCGUUUUCGCAAGAGGCGGCGGGGCCCAAAUUAUCAUACUCAGGAUAUGCAAGUUGUGCAACAAGUAUAGCAAGUACACCAGAAAAGGUCGAGCAACUGGGCAAUUCAAGAUCAGAUCAAUGCUAUGCAUGGGCCGACCUCGAACAAUCCCAAACCAUUAAAAACCUUCACAAUCGCCGCGCUCAGGGGUCUGAUGAACUUUGAUAAGAAUGUGGAUCAGACAGCUUUGGAUCGCUUCAAAGAUGUUGUAGAGCGAGUGGAAGGGCCGCUGAUCGAGUGCGUGCGUAUACGAGGUCGAGAAUAUCGUCCAAUGGCAAUACGCCUUACGGUCCUUGGAGGGGAUUAUAUUGACGCAAAACCACGGAUUGUUGUCCUACGUCCAGAAAAGAGUUCUAAACGAGUGAAGAAGUUCUUCCAACAAACUAUGGCCAAAUCGAUAUGUUGUCCCAAUGACUGCUCGCAAACACAAUUCGAUGUCACCGUCAUUGGCCAAACGCUACGAACCCAGAAUACCCAAGCUAUAGCGGGAGUUUACGGCGCGUUGAUGGAUCUUGUUAAUGAUAGAUGGUGGUCUUCUAGCGCCUUAAUCAAGAUUUCGAGACCAGAAGAAACUCGGUAUGGUACCAUAGGGGGUAUCGUAAAGAUUGUGAAGGCUAACGGUGACUUCGUACUGUGUGGCUUUAUAGCUGGCUAUAUUCUUGAUGGAAGUGAUCAUAGCCAGAGCGACCUAGCCGAGAUGAAAUGGUCACCAGACCUAGAUACGUCUUCAGAUGAAGAAAACAGCGCUGAUCAAGAGAUGCCGGAUACAGACUCCUUCCGCUAUACCUCCGGGCUCGCUGAAGAACCGGUCGAUGUUGUCGACCUUGGGCCAUCAUAGUCUAAUGUUUGGAGCAUCUUCACAAGGCCUCGUACGUUCGAGGCACUAAACCGGGAUUGGGCUCUGAUUAAAGACAUGGAUCGGCUCUUCUACAAACGAAAUUAUUUGCGUGGACUCGAUUCUGGCGCUUCCCGCCGGGGCAGGGAUUUCAAGGGGGCUGAUAAAAAGGCCAUAGCUACCAAAGGUCCCUGCAACGUUUUAGUAGUGGUUAGCGGCAAUCCAAGAAAGGCCAUUCUGUCUGGCCUCCCAACCCUUGCUCUGCUACCUUUGGGACUAAAAUUUG
Lindgomyces ingoldianus is the source of this 1267-nucleotide messenger RNA. RefSeq lists its product as uncharacterized. Bases 232 to 984 code for a protein of 250 amino acids. The transcript has a single exon. The record is from RefSeq and is a predicted model, not a curated record. NCBI's taxonomy places the organism in Eukaryota, Fungi, Ascomycota, Dothideomycetes, Pleosporales, Lindgomycetaceae.